This is a messenger RNA of Caenorhabditis bovis, 549 nucleotides long. The record is from the annotation of a GenBank genome assembly. Lineage: Eukaryota; Metazoa; Nematoda; Chromadorea; Rhabditida; Rhabditidae.
AUGAUGAUUUUGCUCCAUUGUUUGAUAACAUCUGGAGUAGCUGCUUUGAAUAAUUGUCCAACAGCACCUAUUCGAUCUGUUAUUCAGCGAGCUGCUGAAACCACCUCAGACGCGGUAACUCAAAUGCAAAUGAUUCGAAGGAUCCUCGAGGAUAUCUAUGGAGGAACCUGGGGUGUUUUAAUCAUUCGAAAUCCAACAAUUGUAUCCAAAGAUGUUCAUUGGACGUUUCCCGACCAUAGCAACUCUGACGGGACGCCCGCGUUUUGUUUGGCUGUAAUAAAAAAAUGGCAGUAUAAUGUUUUCAAAACCGGCCAAGUCGAUUCGCCGCAGAGAAUGACCAUCGAGAAUAUGAUUCAAAGGUUCUCAUCGGGAACGAUUCCGAAAUUUGGGAAAACGAGUUUUAAAGAGAAACGGAGAAUGAUGGAUAUUAAAGCAGAGAAAGUGCCUCCAAGACGGUAUUCUGUGGCCGAACUUGAUCGUCUUUUAGCGAGUGCGUUUUCUGAAAAAGCUCAUGUUCGAUUAAAUAGAUCCCCAAGGAUUGUUAAUUGA